This is a messenger RNA of Hevea brasiliensis (rubber tree), 3549 nucleotides long. Its product is annotated as NAD kinase 2, chloroplastic. NCBI's taxonomy places the organism in Eukaryota, Viridiplantae, Streptophyta, Magnoliopsida, Malpighiales, Euphorbiaceae. The coding region runs from base 270 to 3290 and encodes 1006 amino acids. The record is from RefSeq and is a predicted model, not a curated record. Gene Ontology annotation, biological process: NAD+ metabolic process; NADP+ biosynthetic process. Gene Ontology annotation, molecular function: NAD+ kinase activity. The transcript is spliced from 8 exons.
CAACAGCUUUGAGAGAAAGAGAGGAAAUGAAUCCACCACAGCCACAAGCACCAAUAAUAUCCCUCCAAAAUCCCAAUAAUUCUUGUUCUAACUAUACAUUCCGCCACCCGCCAUUGUCCUAACGAUAUUAUCCACAUCCUCACUGAACGUCACUUUCCCAUCAUCCAAACAUAUACUUUAUAUUUUCCCUUUCGUGACCAGCUCACCUAUUUUUUUUUUUUUCCUAAAGAAGGUGAAAAUUGUAAUCCACGCACUGAACUUGAUUCCAUAUGGUGGCAUGUCUCUUCUUGUGCCAAGUUUCCAUCGUCGACAUGAAUCGUUUGUCUCCUGUCACCGGAUUACUACCGUGUGCAUGUUCUCAUGAGCUUAGCAGAGAUGCCCAACUAGUGGGUUUUGGGUAUGGAGUCGAAUUGCAGAGAAAGGAGCGGUUGAAGAGGAAGCAUAAGUUUGUUGUCAGUGCGGACUUGUCAAGGGCUUUCUCCUUGAGUAUGGGUUUGGACUCUCAGAAUGUUGUCCAGUCCCAUGAUCCAUCACAGUUGCCUUGGAUUGGUCCAGUUCCUGGGGAUAUUGCUGAAGUUGAGGCAUAUUGUAGAAUAUUCAGAACAUCUGAACGGCUUCAUACUGCGUUGAUGGAUGCAUUAUGCAAUCCUUUGACUGGGGAAUGUAGUGUUUCAUAUGAUUAUGAGGAAAAUCCAGUAUUGGAAGAUAAAAUAGUGUCUGUGCUUGGUUGCAUGCUAUCACUUAUAAAUAAAGAAAAAGAGGGUGUUCUUUCUGGAAGAUCUUCUAUCAUGAAUUCCUUUCAUGCCACAGACAUAAGCAUGAUGGAGGAUAAGCUCCCACCACUUGCCAUUUUUAGGAGUGAGAUGAAAAGGUGUUGCGAGAGUUUGCAUGUUGCUCUUGAAAACUAUUUGACACCUGAUGAUUAUCGGAGCUUGGAUGUAUGGAGGAAACUGCAGAGGCUGAAGAACGUCUGCUAUGAUUCUGGCUUUCCCCGUUACGAUGAUUACCCCUGUCACACGCUGUUUGCAAAUUGGAGUCCUGUUUAUUUAUCCACUUCUAAAGAAGACACAGCAUCCAGAAAUUCUGAAGUAGCAUUUUACAGGGGUGGUCAGGUAACAGAGGAAAGUUUGAAUUGGUUAGUGGAGAAAGGAUUCAAGACUAUCGUAGAUCUCAGAGCAGAAACUAUAAAGGAUAACUUUUAUCAAGCAGCUGUAGAUGCUGCUAUUUUGUCUGGGAAAGUUGAAUCGAUUAAAAUCCCUGUUGAAGUUAGGACAGCACCUUCAGUGGAGCAGGUUCAAAAGUUUGCAUCUUUGGUUUCAGAUUGCAGCAAAAGGCCCAUCUAUCUUCAUAGUAAGGAAGGGGCUUGGAGGACUUCUGCAAUGGUCUCCAGAUGGAGGCAGUACAUGACACGCAGUGCGUCUCAGUUUAGUACUCCCAGUGAUAUGAUGCUACAAGAUACAAAUGAAACCAGAGAAUUUCAGGCCCCUUCUAUUAUUGGAGUGAGCUCCCUUGAAGAUCAGAAAAAUGAAUCACUGAAAGAGGCGUUGGAUAAACUUCAUGAUUCAAAUGGAGUGUCUCAUGAAGUUGAGUCUCAAAUUGAGGAUGAAAUCGGCCAAAGCCUUAAUAGGGCCUACAAUGGUCCUGUUUCUGUUCAGGGUACAACAUCUAUGGAAACAUUUGAUAAUGUGGGAAGAUCUUCAGCUAACAUCUGCCAGGAAACUGAUCCUCUAAAGGCACAAAUUCCCCCUUGUGAUAUCUUCUCCAAAGCAGAGAUGUCCAGGUUUUUAAAGACUAAAAGAAUCUCACCUCCCAUUUACUCGAAUUAUCAGUUUGGUAAGUUGAACAAGUUGCCGGUUUCAAUUGAGCUUGUGGGCAUUGAUCCCAUGUCAGGACUUGAGAAGGCAAAAGGAUCCAUUGGAUCAGUUGGUAGUGAAAAUCUAUCUCCAAAACUUGAGAACUCUUCUGUUGAAGGUCAGAAGCAUCUGAAAAGCAGUAGUUUUACAUCUAUUGGUUCAGAUUUGUAUGCAUUUGGUGAAGGGAAGAUAUAUUCUGUUCCUGACACUAAUGUCAAUACAACUGUGAAGGACAGUUUAAAUGAGCGUGUUGCAUCUAAAUAUAUAGAGGAGCUUCAUACAAAAAAUGGGGUGGCAUCAGGCCUUAGCGAUGAUGAGAUGGGCUCAAUUGAAGGAGACAUGUGUGCUUCUGCAACUGGUGUUGUAAGAGUGCAGUCAAGAAGGAAAGCAGAAAUGUUUUUAGUAAGAACAGAUGGUUUUUCUUGUACGAGAGAAAAGGUUACUGAAUCUUCCUUGGCCUUCACUCAUCCUAGUACUCAGCAACAGAUGCUUAUGUGGAAAUCAACACCAAAAACUGUAUUGCUGUUGAAGAAGCUGGGGCAGGAACUCAUGGAAGAAGCUAAAGAGGUGGCCUCUUACCUUUAUCACCAAGAGAAAAUGAAUGUGCUUGUUGAACCUGAUGUUCAUGACAUAUUUGCUAGAAUCCCAGGGUUUGGAUUUAUUCAGACCUUUUACAGUCAAGAUACCAGUGAUCUUCAUGAAAGGGUUGAUUUUGUGGCAUGCUUGGGGGGUGAUGGGGUCAUACUCCAUGCAUCAAAUUUGUUUAUAGGUGCUGUUCCCCCCAUUGUAUCCUUUAAUCUUGGGUCUCUUGGAUUUCUCACUUCUCAUAGUUUUGAAGACUUCAAGCAGGACUUAAGACGAGUCAUUCAUGGAAAUAACACACUGGAUGGUGUUUAUAUAACUCUUAGAAUGCGCCUCUGUUGUGAAAUAUUUCGCAAUGGUAAAGCAGUGCCUGGGAAAGUUUUUGAUAUCCUAAAUGAGGUGGUUGUUGACCGGGGUUCUAAUCCGUAUCUUUCUAAGAUCGAAUGUUAUGAACAUGACCGACUUAUAACAAAGGUGCAAGGUGAUGGAGUCAUAGUAGCCACACCUACAGGCAGUACUGCUUACUCUACAGCUGCUGGAGGUUCCAUGGUGCAUCCAAAUGUUCCUUGCAUGCUGUUUACCCCAAUCUGUCCGCAUUCUCUCUCAUUUAGGCCAGUCAUACUUCCAGAUUCUGCAAGACUUGAAUUAAAGAUUCCAGAGGAUGCUCGAAGCAAUGCGUGGGUUUCUUUUGAUGGGAAAAGAAGGCAACAACUUUCAAGAGGGGAUUCUGUCCGGAUAUAUAUGAGCCAGCACCCACUUCCAACAGUUAACAAAUCUGAUCAAACGGGUGAUUGGUUUCGCAGCUUGAUUCGUUGCCUAAACUGGAACGAGAGGCUAGAUCAGAAGGCCCUUUGAAGGUUCUGAAACUGAAAAAAAGCCUACUCCAUUUCCAUUUCAGGAUUGAGGUUUGUGUAAAUUACUGUACAGAUUGUAAAUUAGAAUGACCACAGAAAAUUUUACCAACACUCGAGUUAAAUACUAUUCGUCACAACAUUGGCUCCCAUAUGAAGUUAGGGUUUGCAUUUUUUUUCUUCUAUUUUUUUAAUAAAACCAUGAAAGGUUUUAUUACAUACGGUCAAUAAUUACUGAUAAUAAAAUAUAAUCUUACAGCUCU